AUGACGGACGCUCUUCGGCAGAUGCACUGCGCUAAACUCAGAUGCAAGUUUUCCAUGAUCAAACCAGCCAAAAAUGUAAAACUGCAGAGUUUCACGCGGGGGCUAUCAGAUUUCAUGAGCUGCCCGUACAGAUCAAACACAACCGAGCGAGAGGUGAACAGGUUUAAUUUGGCGUCGAUUAAUGACAGUGAUGUUGGGCUGAAGACAGAUCUGAUAACCAUCAACCCCAGUCAGAUUCGAUUCAAAAACCUGGAGCAGAAUCCGGAUCCGCUGGUGGAGCGGGUCAGUGUGUACGGAAAUGCCUCCCUCGCUAUUCCUGCCUUUGCCUACACAUUCUGCACUGGACAGUCCAUCAAAACUCUCAAAGUCCUCCAUCCAAUCAGACCCCAGCAGCCGGUGGCGUUCUUCAGCCCCAUUUACCUGCGGACACUAGACCGUUUCUGGAAGGGGCGUGGCCUGAAGUCAAUCCGCCUCUCCACUGGGUUUAUGCUAAUUAACACGGCGCUGGAACUGUGUGAGGACGUGCAUGUGUACGGAUUCUGGCCAUUCGACACUGACCUGCAGGACAUUCCCGUUCCGUACCAUUAUUACGACCAGAUGAAGCCGCACCGCUACAUGCACAAAAUGCCGGAGGAGUUUGUGCGGCUUCUGCAGCUCCACAGCCAGGGGGCGCUGACACUGCACCUGCAGCCCUGCUCCUCAGACACACGCUGACAUCUUAUUUUGACUUUCUGUGACUGUCAUUUAUUUAUAUGAGAGGGCAUGUUAUAUAAUUAAACUGUGAAUG
Sinocyclocheilus anshuiensis is the source of this 787-nucleotide messenger RNA. RefSeq names its product alpha-2,8-sialyltransferase 8F-like. NCBI's taxonomy places the organism in Eukaryota, Metazoa, Chordata, Actinopteri, Cypriniformes, Cyprinidae. Bases 1 to 714 code for a protein of 237 amino acids. The record is from RefSeq and is a predicted model, not a curated record. Gene Ontology annotation, molecular function: alpha-N-acetylneuraminate alpha-2,8-sialyltransferase activity. Gene Ontology annotation, biological process: N-glycan processing; oligosaccharide metabolic process. The transcript has 4 exons.